This is a messenger RNA of Clonostachys solani, 1821 nucleotides long. The record is from the annotation of a GenBank genome assembly. NCBI's taxonomy places the organism in Eukaryota, Fungi, Ascomycota, Sordariomycetes, Hypocreales, Bionectriaceae.
AUGUCGCCCACAUCCGUCGAGUUCAGGCCACUCAUAGACGGUCCUACAUCAGGAUGGACGGAAAACCAGGGCGGUGCCAUUCCCCUCGAAAAGGGAGCGCAGAAGUACCAAUUCCGUGGCCUUGCAGCUAGACGCCGCUCUCGAAAACGAGUCUGGAUAAACCUCAUCGCAAGAUGGCUGGUCACUGUCCUAUUCGUUGCCGUCGUCUAUAUCCUCCUGAUCGGAUACUCAAAACCCGACCUGAUUACCAGAUCCGAGAAGCGGUACUUCUACGCUCUCUUUGUCGGGUUCACUCUCUCCCUCGGUAUAGUUACCGUCAGCCAGCUGAAUAACGUGGUCAACGAUGUCAGGUGGUGGAUUCUAUCUCGACGAUAUCGGUCAGCCCACAAGGCAAGUAUAACAACGGAGUUAUAUGAUGUUGAGGCGAUAAUGAAUGCAACUAGCAUGUCAAGUAUUUUCCUUCUCGCUUUUAGGUCCAAGCGAAUCUCGAUUCACAUUUCGGUUUUGGUCUGGCUUCUUCUCAUCGUGGGAUCGCAGGUUGCCUACAGUGCUGUCGGUUUGACUUUUGGCGUGGAGAAGACCGAGCACAAAGCCAUGUUAGUCAAGGGGCAAAUCCUGAUCCCCGACAUGUCCAAGUUAGAAACCGACCGGAUCGUCAAAUCAUCCGACUCCCUGAGCGCACAGCAGUACACAGCAAAUACCUAUGGGACAAUGUCUCUUGCGUAUAGCCAGGGAACACUCGACCAGAUCCCCAACAAGGGCUAUCUCUGGUUCCAAGAGGACCCUGCUGUCUUCUGCGACGGUAACUCCCCAUCAUGCACCUACAUCUUCCACGAGAAAAACGCCCAGCUCGCCGCCGACCCAGGGGCCAUUCCCGUCCAAUCGACCACCAACCGCAGCGUGGAAAUCACCAGCCGGUGCAGCAGCUACCCCGUCAUCCGCGGAGGAAAUGGCACCAUGACCAACAUCACAAUCAACGCCGAGUCCAAGGACACCGUCAUCACCCUCCCCACCACACCCGGGUCAGACCAAUCCACCUUCAUGACAAGUUACGGCCAAGAGUGCGGGCCCAACUGCCGGAUCAUGUCCGUGUUCGAGGUCUCAGCCGAUGGCUCCUGGUACUACAGCUGCACCACCUUCCAAGGCCCCGUGAAGAACGCGACUCUCCCGCAGCAUGAGAUCGGCGAGAAUGUAACCUACCUCGCCACCACGGCCAUCGGCCUCCAGGGCUUCGCGAGCCCGUCAUCCGGCAGCACAGAACAGGAUAUUGAUCCCAUGAAGACCCUGCAAUACAAGGUCUACCCGUCCGCCACCGUGCCAGGGAAGCCAGCCAACGGUUCAACCCGGGCCAUGGAAGGGUUGCUAUCGCGGUUCGCCAUCGGCGUGAUCGCCAUGGCCGCAGAGUCCAACUCGGGCAUCACGCUGGAAGGCAGAGCGCCGCAGAUCGGGCAGAAGCUGGGUGUAGAGCAUUGGAACCUGAUACACAUGACUUUUGCGCUCACUGCCGGUUUGCAGUUACUCUUAGCUAUUGGCGUGACGUUGGUUGCCGAGCGUGUGAUCGUGCCCGAUGGGGGACCAAUAAGUGAGGCUCAGAUCUUCCGGGCGAUGACUAGCGAUCGAGGAGUACAUGCUGUCGGGUCCGGCUGGAGGUACAGAUUCGAUCCUGUCGGCAAUGACGGCCUCUAUGAUUUGUACAUGGAGGAAAAGGGGGCCAAGAGCUCCCAGUCAGACGGUGAGGGGGGCCUGUCGCCAUCUAGAGUCAUGGAGGCCACUCAUGGGGAGCCACCACGAUCAAGAGGCAACACCAACAUUGGAAACUAG